UGCAGUCUUACAAUAGCUCUGCCAGUUGGAUGCCUAGAAUGUUCUACAACUCAAGAGCAUGAAACAUGGAGCAGUUAAGUAAAGUGCCCAAGGUUACCUAGGUAUGCGUGCAAGAGCUGGGAUUUGAACCCUCAGCCACUUACUGUCAGGGCUUCAUCAUGGAGGAUAUGGAGAGAUUGCAUCUCUCACUCAACCCCAAGCCCCAUGAGCUUUCUAGUACCCUGGCUGCUUUAACCUUUGGAGCCCCUCAGGAGUAGAUCCAGUCUGCCAUUCUCUACCAGUUAUGGUUUCUCCCACAAGGUUCUAAAGUGAGGCAGCUGUGGGGCAGGCCAGCUUAGCUGUGUGCAGCUGAAAAAGGGCCCUCCCCAAUAGUGGUGGUCUGAAAGCCAGGGAGAGCGUUCUGGAAGGUUGGAUACACUCAGAGGCAAGGUCCAAGUGGGCCUGGGCCUGGGUACAGAACCAGCACACAGGGCACAGAACCAGCACACAGGUAUUGUGGUCACUGAAACAAGGCCAGUGUUCAAAACAGCUGGAUGCUGGACUCAGCUGCCCAGAGUUCGUGUUUUCUCUUAAGUACCUUCCCAUUUCAUAGCUGUUUGGAGAAGGUAAUCGGCCAGCUUUCCACUUGGACUCAGGAAUGUCCCCAAGGGUCCCCAGGAAGUUUCCCCAGGUUGCCCCUAGCACAGAGGCUGCCAGCUCCCUCUCACUGGGGCUGGUUGUCAGCAGCCACCAGCAUGGCACAGCUGAAGUUCUCCUUUUCCUGUGGGGAGAGCAGCUGCCCGUCCAGCACUUCCCCACCUUGAGGACCCUUAGAUCAAAAUCAGAGCAUUCGUCGAGACUGUUGGGACAGUAGCACUGCAUAGGAACAUUCAGCCCUAAAAGAAUUUGAAAUUUAUCACAACAGCGUGCGUAUUUGGAGGAGUAUGCUCUGGGUCACUGAGAUUCAUAGUCUUCAGGUGAGUAAGAUCUGUAGAAUUCAGUCUCAUGCCAAGAAGCCCUGACAGAGUGGGUUGGCCAUGUGCACUUCGCUCUAGUCCCCGUCCCUCCCCUCCCCUGCUGGCAGACCAGUGUUCUGAAAUUUUAUGCCCAUUCAUUUGUUUUUACCCUCAGGAACCACUCUUCAUCCCAGCCAGAAGCCCAGCUUAGAACCCUGCCCUCGGGGCCACCAAAGAGUAGAGUCUAGAACAACCUUUCUGUUCUUUGGCACCAUUUCCACUUCUGGAAAUGAGAAGUGACAUUACACCUUGGGAAGGAGAGUUGAGGUUAAAAGCAAAACCUCUGGAGGCAUCAGGCCAUCUCUUCAAACAAGAUCAGCCUCUGGUGGGGAGCAGGGUUCAAUAGAGAGAUGGGAAGAACUUUCCAGAACUGAAGGAGGGCAGAGCCCAAUGUAUACCAUCCCCUAGUACCUUGUUUCUGCUUAGGUACCAGUCCUCUUCUCCCUCCUAACCGGCCUGGCUUCCAGGUCCCUCCCAGCUAAAGCCCUGGCCCAAGUAUGUCACAGCCACCCUAGGAGUCACAGCCACCCCAGGGUGUCAACCGCGGGCCUGCUAGGCCUCUUACUGAUCUGCAUGCUACUAUUAGCCCUCCAGUUACUCUUGAGGAUGAACUUAGCCCAAACCCCGGCCCCUUGAGGCCUUUUUUUCCCCCCAUCUAGUCCAGUCAAGCCUCAAGAGAACAGUCUCCAGUGCCCAAAUAGGCUGUGUUCUUUUCUGCUGCUAAACCAGUGGUUCUCAACCUUCCUAAUGCUGCGACCCUUUAACACAGUUCCUCAAGUUGUGGUGAACCCCCCCAGCCAUAAAGUUAUUUUCAUUGCUACUUCAUAACUAAUUUUGUAACUGUUAUGAAUCAUAAUGUAAAUAUCUGUGUUUUCCAAUGGUCUUAGGCGACCCGUGAAAGGGUCGUGACCCACACGUUGAGAACUGCUGUGCUAAUGUCAUGGUUUCUGAGCCUGGCCACUUCCUCCACUUUCCCUCCUCGCUGCCGCCGCCGCCGUUAACUGCCUUCUUCUUAAAGAGGGAGGGCUCCUGAGACCCCAAAUCCUGAGACUCCUGGAUUGGGCUAGGAACAGUCCGGAAAACGCCAGGGUAUUUGAGGGACCCAGUCAAAUGCUGGCUCUGACUCGGCUGCCCAUCUGGUGCUCAGCUCUUCUAAAGAGGGCAGAAUGAGGUUUAGGUGGGUGGCCUUGGGGGGAGAAGGGCAACCACAACGGACGCGAACUUCCUGCGACCUCAUUCUGAGGGAAGAAAGGUCUGAAAGAGGGGAGCCAAGCUAGGGUUCUCCCUGGGGCGAGCCUAGGCAGACCAACAAGAGGGCGUAAAGCAAUCGCUAGAGCUUCCUGUGUGCUCCUGGCAUUUCCCUAGACCCUGGCUCGGGAAGGGUCUUGCUUUGAAGUUUCCGGCAAGACCAGCCCACUGCUGUCCAAAUGGCUUAUUUGUCUAGUGGCACAGGGAAGGGGACUGGCGGUGGGGGUGGCAGCGCCUCGCUUGGCGCCGCUGCUGCCUGAGGGUCCGUGCUUUGGGAGCUCCAGCUUCUGCGAACUAGAGGAUGUUGAGACCAGGCCGAGAACCCCAGGGGGACUCGGUAGUCGGGCCGGCUGUUUCAGGCUGGCGGGGAGCUGGAGCCGCCUCGCACCGCCACUCCGCGCAGGGUGGGAGGGAGCGAGGGAGGCGAGGGGACGAGCGCCGGCUCCCCGCCCCCAUCCCACCCGGUUCCGAUAUUUAGCUGAAAGGCACGCGGCUCCUAAUCGGCCCUUUCCAGGCUGAGAUGUAGCGGCGCUCUGCCCGCGCAAGGGCGGGGGCCGGGCCGGGGGAGGCGCGGAGUCCGGAGCCUGCGAGCGAGAUAACCGGCCCGAGUCAUGCAGUCUUUUCGAGAAAGGUGUGGUUUCCAUGGCAAACAGCAAAACUACCCACCAACCUCACAGGAGACAUCGCGCCUGGAGAACUACAGGCAGCCAGGUCAGGCUGGGCUCAGCUGUGAUCGGCAGCGGCUGCUGGCCAAGGACUAUUACAACCCACAGCCCUAUCCAGGCUACGAGGGUGGUGCCGGCCCACCUGGGACAGUGGCCACGACAGCUGCAGACAAGUACCACCGAGGCAGCAAGUCCCUGCAGGGGAGGCCGGCUUUCCCCGGCUAUGUUCAAGACAGCAGCCCCUACCCAGGGCGCUACUCUGGCGAGGAGGGUCUUCAGACCUGGGGGGGCCCACAGCCACCACCUCCCCAACCGCAGCCCCUGCCAGGGGCAGUGAGCAAGUAUGAGGAGAACUUGAUGAAGAAGACGGUGGUGCCCCCAAACAGGCAGUACCCUGAGCAGGGUCCCCAACUUCCCUUCCGGACUCACAGCCUGCAUGCCCCCCCACCACAGCCUCAGCAGCCCCUGGCUUACCCCAAACUCCAAAGGCAGAAACCACAGAAUGACCUUGCCUCCCCUCUGCCCUUCCCCCAGAGCACCCACUUCCCCCAGCAUUCUCAGUCCUUCCCUGCCGCCUCCACCUACGCCCCAGCAGUGCAGGGCGGUGGGCAGGGGGCCCACUCCUACAAGAGCUGCACAGCACCAUCUGCCCAGCCUCACGACAGGCCGAUGAGUGCCAAUGCGAGCCUGGCCCCAGGACAGCGGGUCCAGAGUCUUCACGCUUACCAAUCGGGCCGCCUUGGCUAUGAGCAGCAGCAGCAGCAGGCACUUCAAGGCCGGCACCACACCCAGGAAACUCUCCACUACCAGAACCUCGCCAAGUACCAACACUAUGGACAGCAAGGCCAGGGCUACUGUCCACCGGACACAGCUGUCAGGACUCCAGAACAGUAUUACCAGACCUUCAGCCCUAGCUCCAGCCACUCCCCUGCACGUUCUGUGGGUCGCUCUCCUUCCUAUAGCUCCACCCCGUCACCACUGAUGCCCAACCUGGAGAACUUCCCCUAUAGCCAGCAGCCGCUUAGUACGGGGGCCUUCCCCACAGGCAUCACAGACCACAGCCACUUUAUGCCCCUGCUCAAUCCCUCACCGACGGAUGCCGCCAGUUCUGUGGACCCCCAGGUCAGCAACUGCAAGCCCCUGCAAAAGGAGAAGCUCCCCGAAACCUUGCUGUCGGACCUCAGCCUGCAGAGCCUCACAGCACUCACCUCACAGGUGGAAAACAUCUCCAAUACUGUGCAGCAACUCUUGCUGUCCAAAGCUGCCAUGCCCCAGAAGAAAGGGGUCAAGAGCCUCGUGUCUAGGACUCCGGAGCAGCACAAGAACCAGCACUGUAGCCCCGAGGGCAGUGGUUACUCAGCUGAGCCGGCAGGCACACCACUGUCUGAGCCGCCGAGCAGCACACCACAGUCCACUCAUGCUGAGCCACAGGACACUGACUACCUGAGCGGCUCUGAGGACCCACUAGAGCGCAGCUUCCUCUACUGCAGCCAGGCCCGCGGCAGUCCUGCCAGGGUCAACAACAACUCCAAGGCCAAGCCCGAGUCUGUGUCCACCUGUUCUGUGACCUCACCUGACGACAUGUCCACCAAGUCUGACGACUCUUUCCAGAGCCUGCACAGUACUCUGCCACUGGACAGCUUCUCUAAAUUUGUGGCAGGCGAGCGAGACUGCCCCCGGCUGCUGCUCAGUGCCCUGGCACAGGAAGAUCUGGCCUCUGAGAUCCUGGGGCUUCAGGAAGCCAUCGUUGAGAAGGCCGACAAGGCCUGGGCUGAGGCUUCCAGCCUGCCCAAGGACAAUGGCAAGUCACCUUUCCCACUGGGGAACCACAGCACUUGCCUAGACACUGUGGCCAAGACUUCAUGGUCACAGCCAGGGGAACCAGAAACCCUACCCGAGCCUUUGCAGCUGGACAAGGGUGGCAGCACCAAGGACUUCAGCCCAGGGCUGUUUGAAGACCCUUCUGUGGCCUUUGCCACCACUGACCCGAAGAAGACGACCAGUCCCCUGUCCUUUGUCACCAAGCCUCUGCUUGGAGCUGCCACUCCAGACCCCACCACAGCAGCAUUUGACUGCUUUCCAGACACGACCACUGCCAGCUCUGUGGACAGUGCCAACCCCUUUGCCUGGCCAGAGGAGAAUCUGGGUGAUGCUUGUCCUCGCUGGGGCCUCCACCCUGGUGAGCUCACCAAGGGCUUGGAGCAGGGUGCAAAGGCCUCAGACAAUGUCGGCAAAGCAGAUGUACACGAGACCCCUGCCUGCUUGGGCUUCCAGGAAGAGCAUGCCAUCGGGAAGCCGGCAGCUGUGCUGUCUGGGGACUUCAAGCAGCAGGAGGCAGAUGGGGUGAAGGAGGAAGUGGGUGGGUUGCUGCAGUGCCCUGAGGUGGGCAAAGCUGACCAGUGGCUGGAGGACAGCCGGCAUUGCUGUUCCUCCACUGACUUUGGGGACCUGCCGCUGUUGCCACCGCCUGGCAGGAAGGAGGACCUGGAGGCCGAAGAGGAGUACUCUUCCCUGUGUGAACUGCUGGGUAGCCCUGAGCAGAGGCCCAGCCUGCAGGACCCACUGUCCCCCAAGGCCCCGCUGAUUUGCACCAAGGAGGAAGCAGAGGAGGUGCUGGACACCAAGGCUGGCUGGGCCCCCCAAUGUCACCUCUCUGGGGAGCCUGCUAUCCUACUGGGCCCCUCUGUGGGUGCUGAAUCAAAGGUCCAGAGCUGGUUUGAGUCUUCACUGUCACAUAUGAAGCCAGGAGAAGAUGGGCCAGAGAUGGAGAGAGCCCCAGGUAGUUCCGCCACUUCAGAAGGCUCCCUGGCCCCGAAGCCUAACAAGCCUGCUGUACCUGAGGUGCCCAUUGCUAAGAAAGAGCCUGUGCCGAGGGGUAAAAGUUUACGGAGCCGGCGGGUCCACCGGGGGCUGCCUGAGGCUGAAGACUCUCCGUGCAGGGUACCAGCACUUCCCAAAGACCUCUUGCUCCCAGAGUCCUGCACGGGACCCCCCCAGGGACAGGCAGAAGGGGCUGGAGCCCCAGGCCGGGGGCUGUCAGAAGGGCUCCCCAGAAUGUGUACUCGCUCCCUUACAGCUCUGAGUGAGCCCCAAACUCCUGGGCCUCCAGGCCUGACCACCACCCCCACACCUCCCGACAAACUGGGUGGCAAACAGCGCGCCGCCUUCAAGUCCGGCAAGCGGGUCGGCAAACCAUCGCCCAAGGCCGCCUCCAGCCCCAGCAACCCUGCGGCCCUGCCUGUUGCCUCGGACAGCAGCCCCAUGGGCUCCAAGACCAAGGAGCCAGACUCUCCCAGCAUCCCUGGAAAGGACCAGCGUUCCAUGGUCCUCCGGUCUCGCACCAAACCCCAGCAGGUCUUCCAUGCCAAACGACGGCGGCCCUCGGAGAGCCGGAUCCCGGACUGCCGUGCCACCAAGAAGCUCCCUGCCAACAACCACUUACCCACCGCAUUCAAGGUCUCCAGUGGGCCCCAGAAGGAAGGCCGGGUGAGCCAGCGGGUCAAAGUCCCCAAGCCUGGGACAGGGAGCAAGCUUUCAGAUCGGCCUCUCCACACUCUCAAAAGGAAGUCGGCGUUCAUGGCUCCCGUCCCCACCAAAAAGCGAAGCCUCAUCCUGCGCAGCAGCAACGGAAGUGGACUGGAUGGGAGAGAGGAAAGGGCUGAGAGCUCUCCUGGCCUCCUGAGGAGGAUGGCCUCACCCCAGAGGGCCAGGCCCAGGGGCAGCGGGGAGCCACCCCCACCCCCACCCCUGGAACCACCUGCUGCAUGCAUGGGGUUGGCUACACCAUCAUCCCUGCCCAGUGCUGUGAGGACCAAGGUGCUGCCACCCCGGAAGGGCCGUGGCCUCAAGCUGGAGGCCAUCGUACAGAAGAUCACCUCACCUGGGCUCAAGAAACUCGCCUGCAGAGUGGCAGGGGCUCCUCCUGGGACACCCCGGAGCCCAGCCCUACCCGAGAAACGUUCCGGGGGCAGUCCAGCUGGGGCAGAAGAGGGCCUAGGAGGAAUGGGCCCUGGGCAGAUGCUACCGGCAGCUCCAGGAGCUGACCCGUUGUGCAGAAAUGCUGCCAGCAGGUCCCUAAAAGGUAAACUCCUGAGUAGUAAGAAACUGUCCUCUGCUGCUGACUGUCCCAAAGCUGAGGCCUUCGUGUCCCCGGAGACCCUGCCAUCCCUAGGGGCUGCCCGAGCUCCGAAGAAAAGGAGCCGGAAAGGCAGGACCGGGGCCUUGGGACCCUCUAAAGGCCUGUUGGAGAAGCGGCCCUGUUCUGGCCAAACUCUGAUCCUUGCUACCCAUGACAGGGCCAGCAGCACUCAGGGUGGAGGUGAGGACAGCUCCAGUGGAGGAGGCAAGAAGCCAAAGACAGAGGAGCUGGGCCUGGCCUCCCAGCCCCCUGAAGGCCGGCCCUGCCAGCCCCAGACAAGGGCACAGAAGCAGCCAGGCCAAGCCAGCUAUAGCAGCUAUUCAAAGCGGAAGCGCCUCAGUCGUGGCCGGGCUAAGACCACCCAUGCUUCGCCCUGUAAGGGACGUGCCACUCGGAGACGGCAGCAGCAGGUACUGCCCCUGGAUCCUGCAGAGCCUGAGAUCCGACUCAAAUACAUUUCCUCUUGCAAGCGGCUGAGGGCAGACAGCCGCACCCCAGCCUUCUCGCCCUUUGUGCGGGUGGAGAAGCGAGAUGCGUACACCACCAUAUGCACAGUCGUCAACUCCCCGGGGGACGAGCCCAAGCCUCACUGGAAGCCGGCCUCCUCUGCUGCCUCCUCCUCCUCCGCCUCCUCCUCCUCCUCCUCAGAACCAGCUGGGACCUCUCUAACCACAUUCCCUGGAGGCUCUGCGCUGCAGCCGAGGCCCUCCCUGCCCCUCUCCUCCACCAUGCAUCUGGGGCCUGUGGUGUCCAAGGCCCUGAGUACCUCUUGCCUUGUCUGCUGCCUCUGCCAAAACCCGGCCAACUUCAAGGACCUCGGGGACCUCUGUGGCCCCUACUACCCUGAACACUGCCUCCCCAAAAAGAAACCAAAACUCAAGGAGAAGGUGCGGCUGGAAGGCACCUUUGAGGAGGCCUCUCUGCCUCUCGAGAGAACAGUCAAAGGCCUGGAAUGUGCGGCCAGCACCACUGCUGCCACGACCGCCGCCGCCGCCGCCGCCGCCACCACCACCACCACCACCACCAUCACCGCCGCCACGCCCCUGGGGAGGCUCUCCAGGCCUGAUGGCCCAGCUGACCCUGCCAAGCAGGGCUCCCUGCGCACCAGUGCCCGGGGCCUGUCCAGACGUCUGCAGAGUUGCUAUUGCUGUGACGGUCAGGGGGACGGGGGUGAGGAGGUGGUCCCAGCUGACAAGAGCCGCAAACAUGAGUGCAGCAAAGAGGCCCCUGCAGAACCUGGUGGGGACACCCAGGAACACUGGGUACAUGAGGCCUGUGCUGUGUGGACCAGCGGGGUGUACCUGGUGGCCGGGAAGCUCUUUGGGCUGCAGGAGGCCGUGAAGGUAGCUGUGGACAUGCCAUGUUCCAGCUGUCAUGAAGCCGGGGCAACCAUCUCGUGCUCCUAUAAAGGAUGUAUCCACACCUACCACUACCCUUGUGCCAAUGACACAGGUUGCACAUUCAUUGAGGAGAAUUUUACUUUGAAGUGCCCCAAACAUAAGAGGCAGCCGUUGUAAUUCCCACGUGGCCGAGCCUCCGAGGAAGAGGAGCUGCGCCCACAGCCGGUCCUUGAUCCCAUCCCGGGUCUUGGUUCCGGCUGCUUCGGGCGCUGGCGUGACGCCCGGGUUGCGAAGAAAACCUGUUCCAGGCCAGACUUGGCGAGGGCAGGCCACCGGGCGGCUAGACCUGGGGCACGCGGCUUCGGGCGGGGUACAAGUCCCCUGCAAGUUCUGAAACGACGUGGCAUGCAAGCUGUGCCCCCUGGGAAGAGGCCGAGGGCGCUGCUGGCUCGGUGGACGACGUGGGGCAGGACCCAAGCCUUUCUGGAGAGGCCCGGCUAAUGGGGGAAUACUGCCCUGGCCCCCGAGGCUUUGCCCAGGGUCGUGGCCGGCCUGGACUCAGGCCAUGCGGUUCCUGAUGUGGGCUGGCCUGGGGCGGUGCCCUGUGGCUUCUGUUUGCCCCCUUUCCAGUCUUCCACCCCACAGUUGGAGCCCAGUCUGGAAGCUUGAGGAAACGGCCUGGCUACCCUCUAGGCAGCCGUCCCAAUGCACCACCGUGGGUUCCAGGGACUGCCGCUCACUCGGCUCGUGGGCGGGGACAGCGCUAGACUUCGUGUACAAACCUGUGUACCCCUCUAUAUAUAUGUUACAUAGAAUGUAUAUAUGUUGGGAACAUGCUCGCUUCUGUGUGUCGCUGCUGUGCGUCGUGUGCUCCACAGCACAGAGCCCUAAGCUGGCCUUGGCCGGGGUAGGGGCUAGUGAUGCCCCUUCCUCAUGCAACCACCAUCACCGCCGCUGCCACCACCACGGCCAGUCCCCACCUGUCCGUUUGUGUUCUCAGCUCUGUCCACGCUUCAAUAGGCCUGAUGCAGCCCCCUUUCCCUGCAACUUCCUGUACAUAUGACUGUAAAAUGGUAAACGUGUGUAUUAUAUCUGGCCUCGUUAUAUAGUGUAUAUAUAUGUAUACAUAUACAUAUAUAUAAUAUAUAUGAAGACUGUAAAUGUUAAGACAACUAGUGUUCUUAUUAGUAUAUUGCUUCACACUGAAGAUUGUGUGUAUCGAGCUGUUUCUAAAAGAUGUUUAUUUUCCUUAAGAGUUAAAAAAAAAAAAACAGUCAUUGCAUUCAGAAAAAAAAAAAGUCAAUAAAGAUACCACGAUUGUUUUGGAA
Peromyscus californicus insignis is the source of this 9714-nucleotide messenger RNA. It is a transcript of the gene Rai1, whose product is annotated as retinoic acid induced 1. The coding region runs from base 2855 to 8563 and encodes 1902 amino acids. The record is from RefSeq and is a predicted model, not a curated record. The transcript is spliced from 5 exons. Lineage: Eukaryota; Metazoa; Chordata; Mammalia; Rodentia; Cricetidae. Gene Ontology annotation, cellular component: nucleus. Gene Ontology annotation, biological process: circadian regulation of gene expression; regulation of transcription by RNA polymerase II.